UAGAAAAAAAAAUAAAUUUCGAGGCUUGCAGGCUGAUCCUUUAAUUCUUUUGUAAAUUCUUUUGUAAAAGUGAAUUUAUUCAAUUAUGCUUAAUAUUCACUUGAAAGUCAGCUUACAUGAAAUGGUUUUUAUUCGAUGAUCAUACACGAUUUAUUUGACGUACUGAUGCAAAGAAAAUGACUGCAAAAAAUUAAUGACUGAAAUCAUCCAUUUUUUACGUCUUUCGUAACGAAACCCAGAGAUUCGAUGGUAUUAUCGAUUUCUAUAAAUAAAAAAAGUAUGAAAAAAUCAAUUUAAUGAAAAAAGGAUUAUAAGACGUUGCAAGCGCAACGACGAUAUGUAAAUAGAUUUGCUUCGCUGAUACGGUACUCUUCGUUGAAUAACGCGAUCCGAGCGUGUAUUUUCAUGACCGAAGGAGAAAAUCAAUACGACAAACAAUAGAUAUAGUUGAGUGGGAUGAUGCGGCCCUUGCAGUAAGGCGUUAGCAUGCAGGAAUGGUUUUGGCACGUUCCAGUAUUCGCGCGCGUGGCGAACGAGAGCAACGUGGAUGAGUGUUCCGUCAAGUUUUCAUCCACAGUGAUUUCGCGAGUCGCAUGAUGGGCGAGAAACCGGAAGGGACCAAAGAAAUGAACUUUUGACGUAAUAUUUGCUGCUCUGACGAAUAAUCCGAGUUAAAAUGGCUGAUUACUCGAACGAAGAGGACUGGCGAAUCGCGAGACGAGGAUUGUCACUUUUUUUAAAUAACAAACCCGAGGAAGCUGAAAUUAUAUUCGCUCUUCGUUCAAACAGUUUUCACACUAAAACCGCUCGAUGCUUCGUUCUAUUUAUGAAUGCACUCAUGACGUUCGAGGAUGAAAAACUGGUCGCAGCAGUCGAGACGCUCAAGAACACUGAGAGGGAAUGCGCGAAUGACGCGGGUUGGCUGAAAUCCAUAACGAGCAGAGUGUUUAGGACAGAGCAGGAUGUAACGACGCCCUCGGGAUUUCAGAGUGAAUAUGCGAGGCGCCUCGAGAGACAAAUCGUUCUCGCUGACACGAAGGUUUGCAGCGCCAUGCUCACACUUCUGCAGCAGGAAGUCAGUGGAUAUGUUCGAGGGGGUUGGAUGAUGCGAAAAGCUUGGAGAAUUUAUCAGCACACGUAUUUGCAGAUUCUGCAACUGUAUCGUCGUACCUUUGGAACAAAUCCCACAGGAUUGAAUGAUCGCAAUAUAGAUUUGGAUAGGCUAAGCAACGUGCAACCAGGUCCAACACCACCGCGUCGUUGUCGUUCAUCAUCUUCCUGCUCGAUGGCAUCUUCGCUGAGCGUUUCACCAACCGGGACCUCGGCGUCGUCGCCGACGUCGACGAUCGCUUCACCUUCUCCCUCGUCCUUGCGAACAUCGAUAUCGAUGCUCUUCUCGCUCACUGGUAUCACAGCCGCCUCUUCAACAGAUCAGCAAUCUACUUUCGUCGAGCCCGGGGAAGUGGUGCGCUUAAUGUCAGCUGUGAGCUUCGGUUAUGGGAUAUUUCAACUGUGUGUCAGUUUGGUACCACCGUCGUUGUUGAAAUUGAUUCAUUUGUUGGGAUUCGAGGGCGACAGAAAAGCUGGUCUCACAUCUUUGAUGUACGCACGUCUCAGCGAAGAUAUGCGUGCACCUCUUGCCACGCUGUCGCUUCUGUGUUAUCAUACGAUUGUUAGGCCGUUCUGUUCCCUCCACGAUUGGAGCGUAAGUUCUGGAGUCGAUGCUGCCAAACAAUUGAUCGCUGAGUGCCGCUCGGAGUUUAACGAUGCAGCGCUCUUUCUCUUUUUUACAGGUAGAACCGAACGGCUUCAGUCGAAUAUCGAGGCUGCACUCGAAGCUUAUGAAAAAGCAGUUGAGUCGUCCGCCCAGAGGGAAAUAAAACUGCUCUGUCUCCAUGAGAUUGCGUGGUGCCAUUUAAUUCGAUUGAAUUAUGCCCAAGCUCACGUUUCGUUCGCACGAUUACAACGCGAAUCCCGGUGGUCCGAGAGCAUUUACGCUUACCUCGCAGCUGCUUGUGCCGGCGCUGACAACAAACCUGAAAUCACUCUGCGAAUCCAUCGGGAAAUAACAACUACGUUGACCGGUAACGGCUCGUCGAAGUCGACUCAGCUCGAUUUAUUCGUACUUCGAAGACUCUCCAAGUUGAUAGACCACAAUGGACAAUCGUAUUGCCAAACUUAUUACAGACUCUUAGUUUACGAACUUCUUUACCUCUGGAACGCCAUGCCCUCCAGCUCGAGAGAAACGCUUGGUGUUGUCAUUUCUGAGUGCAGAGGAUUCGAUCGCAGCAAGGAAGAACCGAUGAUCGGUUUGGCCGAUCUCAUUGCCGGUGCCGCUCAUUCCUAUCGUGGAGAAAAUGUAGCGGCUACUAAAUCUUACAGAAAGUGUCUGGAGCGACGUAGCGCCGAGAAUAAAAAUACUGAGACGUCCGCUACCGGGCAAGAAAAUCGUCCUCUCGAUCAGCACGUGAGUGCAUUCGCGCUCUAUGAAAUGGGAAGCAUACUCUGCGCUACCGAUCGCGUGGAAGAAGGAAAGAGCGCAUUAAUCAAGGCUCAAACCGAGUACAGUGAUUACGAUUUUGAAAAUCGUUUAAACGUUCGAAUACACUCCGCCCUGAAAGCCCUCAGUCGAUUAUAUGUCGUCAACCAGAUGAGCUCACGUAAUGGUUGCUGCCGAUGUCACAAUAACUCGGGCAGUAGUACUUCAUUAGAAUAUUUGCCAACUCCCUGGUACUGCAAGCUUCUCAAGCCUCUGACGUUUUUUAUAGUAACAACUAUGCUAGCUCUAUCCGCCAUUCAUCUCUGGAGUGAGUUUUCAGCGAGUGAUUCAUUCUGGAUAAUAAAAUCGGAUUUGGGAAAAUUGAGAAGUCAAAUGAGCACCCUUUCGAUGGAAGUUAAGAAUAUAAUAGAAACCCGAGACGAAUUGAGAAGCAAAUUACGAGAAGUCAGUUACGUUGUUCCAAAAAUGUCCGAAGAAAUCGGGAAACUUAGGGAAGAGCUUUCGGAGGGUUGGUCAGAAGACUAAUGAAGCAAAAGAAUUAUUGAUCCAGUCAAGUAAUAAUUCACGUUUUUUUUAUGGAUUUCAGCCCACACGAGAGUCGUUACAGGUGGAGUAUCGCCGGAGAGUAUCAGGGAUUUGGUAAAAAGCGAGUUGCAAACUUACGACGCCGAUAAAACCGGAAGGACGGACUACGCUCUCGAGACUUUAGGUGGAUCGAUUAUAUCGACGAGAGAUACCGAACCCUAUACAGCAGGUGCUCCUGUUUUAUCCUUGUUCUGGCUGCCGAUUUGUCCUCAACAAAACACUCCGCGAACAGUGAUCCAGGCAGGUUCACUUCCAGGCGAGUGUUGGGCAUUCAAAGGAUCCACAGGUUCUGUUGUUAUUCGACUCAUGGGUUUCGUCCAGGUGACAGGAGUCAGCCUCGAACAUAUUACCUCGUUGAUAGCCCCGGACGGUGACACCACUGCAGCGCCCAAAGAUUUCACUGUAUGGGGACUUGACCACGUUGACGAUAAAGAUGGUUUUCUCUUCGGCGAGUUUACAUACGACAAUCGUGCAGCCUCGACUCCUCUUCAAUACUUUCCAGUUCAGUUUCAGGCGCAAGAGCCGUACGAAAUAAUCGAGCUGAGGAUUCAUUCGAACUGCGGAAAUCCGGAUUAUACUUGCGUCUACAGACUUCGGGUACACGGUAGUUUAGAUACAAGUUGCGAUUCGAAGCAGCAGCAGCAGCAGCAUCACUCAUCGUCAGCUUAUCCGUUAAUCAAUCAUUCGUUCUCGGUUUAUUUAUCUCGUCAGGUUUCGUCGUAUGUAUCAUUAUUGUUAUACGUAUACAUAGUACAUUUUAAUCCUCUCGUGGCUAUAACGCAUUUACUUCGAGUCUAAAUAAAGACAUGAAUCGCAUAAUA
Molecule: messenger RNA, 3906 nt
Organism: Venturia canescens
Lineage: Eukaryota; Metazoa; Arthropoda; Insecta; Hymenoptera; Ichneumonidae
Product: tetratricopeptide repeat protein 39C-like
Exons: 18
Biological process (GO): cilium assembly
Molecular function (GO): protein binding
Source: RefSeq, a predicted model, not a curated record